Messenger RNA from Ricinus communis (castor bean), 957 nucleotides. RefSeq names its product protein CutA, chloroplastic. Bases 117 to 680 code for a protein of 187 amino acids. The record is from RefSeq and is a predicted model, not a curated record. Gene Ontology annotation, molecular function: copper ion binding. NCBI's taxonomy places the organism in Eukaryota, Viridiplantae, Streptophyta, Magnoliopsida, Malpighiales, Euphorbiaceae. Gene Ontology annotation, biological process: response to metal ion. The transcript is spliced from 6 exons.
GAAUUAAGAACUGGGGGAUGCCUGCCUUGUGAUGUCAGUAAAAGUAUCAAAACUAAAAACUCCCAUCUCAAGCAAAAAUUAAAAUAGAAAAAGAGACCGUAUAAAUAAAACAGAAGAUGGCUUCAGCACUCUGUUCAACAAGAAUUACAUCUGUUAUCUCUUCUUCAACAGUACGACGACGUUUGCCUCUAGUCGGUGCGUUUUGCGUGUUAAGUUUGGGCCUUUCUAAUCUCUGCCCAGCUCUCUCUUCUUCUCUCAAAACGGGUUGUGCUCAAUCUCUCCCCUUUGUUCCUCUAUUACGAUCAAAGUUUAGUACUCGAUCACAAGCUAAUACUAUCAGAAUGGAAAGCAGUGCUGGCACUGUACCCAGUGUUGUUGUUUAUGUUACUGUGCCAAACAGAGAUGCAGGAAAGAAAUUGGCUCAAAGCAUAGUCAAAGAAAAAUUAGCAGCAUGUGUGAACAUAGUACCAGGUAUUGAAUCGGUGUAUCAGUGGCAGGGAGAGAUCCAGACAGAUUCAGAAGAACUUCUUAUAAUUAAGACUAGGGAUUCUCUGCUGGAUGCUCUUACAGACCAUGUCAAGGCAAAUCAUGAAUACGACGUUCCAGAGGUCAUUUCCUUGCCCAUCACUGGAGGCAGCAUUCCAUACCUACAGUGGCUCAAGAACAGCACAAGGGAUUGACUUCUUUGGUGCACUCUGGAAAUCUGGGAGCAUCACUUGUUGGGUUGUACAGGCAAAUAGCCUCUCUAGUCCCCAGCUUGCUGGGGCAUUAUCCGUGUAAUUUGACUUUUCAUGCCUGAGAUGUGACCUAAUUAUCAUAUAAGAUAGAAUGCGGUGAAGCCUAUGUGGUGGUGAUGAUUCUGCGGUGACUAGUAUGUAUGCUCUUGCUCGAGUGGUUGCUUCCUGGUUCAAUGGAAUUAUUCCUUAUUUAUUGAUCUAGCUAAAUUAUUUGCUUCUA